Molecule: messenger RNA, 3096 nt
Organism: Closterium sp. Yama58-4
Lineage: Eukaryota; Viridiplantae; Streptophyta; Zygnematophyceae; Desmidiales; Closteriaceae
Source: the annotation of a GenBank genome assembly
AUGGCGGCACGCGUGCGUGAGCAGAUCAGCGACCUGGGGCUCAUAUGGCUGGACGGCAUUGGCGGGGACGCCAGGCACCUGCUGCUCGAGGACAAGGAGACGGGCGACGUGCUCUUCCCCCUCGUCACCCUCACUUCCCGUUUCCAUCGCGGCCACAGUCGCAAGCUAUCGAGCCUGGCGUACCGUGUGGUGGUGCUGCCCGACUGGCCCAUGGCGCGCGCAGGCCAGGCCACCAGGAAGCGCAAGCAGCCAGGGGACGCGGGUGCGGAGGGAGGGGCGCACAAGAAGGCAGUCGCGGCGGGGGGUGGGGUGACGAGGCGAGCAGCGGACACAGGACACGCGAGUGACGUGAGUGGAAAGGGGAGGAAUGGGCCUGAAGCAGAUGUGGAGCAGGAGAAGAAGGAUGGAGAGGGGGGAGCGGAGCACGACACGGGAACGUGCAGGCAAGCAGAUGGGUCGGGCAAGGGAGAGGAAGGUGGAGCGGACGGGGGAAGUGCUGGAGAGGUGAGGCCGCAAACGGCAGGAGUGGAGGGCUAUGCGGUGGGGAGGAGUGGCGGAGAGGCGUGUGGCGCACAGGGGAAGGAGGAAGGCGGAGGGGCGGGUGCAGAGGAGAGGGAGGAGGAGAUGGAGGAAGAGGAGGAGGGCAGGGAGGAGGGUAGCGGUGGGGCGUACGAUGCAGUGGCGGAGAGGGAGGAGUUGGAGCGGCUGAGGGCGUUUGGGGAUAUCUGCUGGCUGGAGUCGUUCAAAGCACCGCCCAACGUGCUGCAGCAGCUGGCUCAGCAAGUGGGCGACAUGGGGGGGGAGUUGAGCCUGGCGCCACUUCCAGUCGUCUACAACUCCAUGGCUCGCCGACCGGGGAUCCAGGAGCACAAGUUCUUCCGCAUCCUCUACCGCGCCAUCCGCCUCACCUCCUAUUACCAUGUGCUCAAGCACUCCCCGGGCAUGGAGCAGGCGUUGAUGGACCACCACUGCCCUGCCUUCCCCCCACCUCUUGUGCGCACCAACGGCACGAGGCGCUGCAGCAGGUGUGCUGAGUCGCCCAUGCGAGGCCCGAUCAGCUUGCAGCACACCUUUGUCAAGUACACCCUGCCGGUGCAUGACGCAGACAGCGACCUGCUGCUGGCCUACCGCCUGCUACCCAUCGCGCGCUUCGUGCCACUCCACGCGUGCUCUCAGCGCUGGCAGCAGCUGCAGCACGUGCGCACACAGCGGAGCGGCGAGAGCGAAGGGAAGGAGGGGGAGGAGGAUGCGCACAUGGAAGCGGAACAAAGACGCCGAGCCAGGAUCUCUGACAGCAUUGACGCACUAAAACGACUCGUUCCGCACCAGGGGCGGACCAACACGGCAGCGUUUUUAGCGGAGGUGUACGAUUACAUCGAAUCCCUGCAUUCCCGCAUUCGACGCAUCGAGGAAGCCACAAACUCAGCGGAGCAGCCCUCCGUGCCUGCUUCUGGAGCCAAGGCGGCGGACAACGCCAAUGCCCCGCCGCAAACAGCACGGACUCCUAAUUCCAGUGACGAACCCUCGGGUGACGAGGCGGACGAAGCGACGGGGGAACGGGCGCAAGCGAUGGAAGGCAAUUUCCGUGUCGAUGGUGGGGAAGAAGCACGAGCGCAGUGUCGCGUUGACGAGCAACAACUCGAAGGCUUCGAUCUGAAUAUGAUAGCCGUGGAAGGAACGGUGCGGGAGGGCACGGAGACGCUAGAUGUUAGCGCGAGUGGCGCAAAGAACGUUAAUGACCUCGCGGGGAAGAAGCGGCGACGGGACAGUUUUGAUUCUUCUGUCGUUAAGCCCGCCUCGGGCGCAUGUGGACAAGAUGGGACCGCAGAUGUGGGCACGAAACCGUGGUGGCUACGCCAAAACGAGCUCAAGACAACCACGGCUGAUGCGCGGCGAGAAUGCGGUGAAUCGGCCGCCGUUACAGUUGAGAGGCAACAAGUGGGCGGGCACGCGGCGUGGACAGAGGAGCUACCCGGGCUCGCGCCUUCGCCGGAGCAUCCACGGCAGCACGCGGAGCUUCAGAGUAAUGACGGCGUCUCCGCUUCCUCGCAUCCCUCCACGGCACCUCCGCCGCUUGCCACUCCACUAUCCGCGUCCACGUCCCCUUCUUGCUCCGCUGGCAGCUCUGCUGCGCUGGGUGCCUCUCCCGCUCCCCGCCGGCGGGGCGCUGCGCCAUGCAAGGGUCGUCGCGGGCGGCCAGCGCUUGGCGCACGUGCACGGACUGAAAUAUCGCCGUCACCGCUUAGCAGCACUGGCGGUAACGGCUGCGGUGUGGAGGAGGAAAUGGAAGACGCGGCGAAACGCAACGCACCUGGUGCUCACGCGGCAGCGGCGGAAGCGACGCAGGUCCUGGACAAUGAUGGUGGCGAUGCUGACGGCGAAGUGGAUGCUGCUGUGGAGGCGGCAUCGGUGCUGGCCAUGGUGGGGUCGUCGUGGUGUGAUGCUGGUCAGCCCAAUAACGUGCAGGCGUCCGCCGCUCCUCCGGCUGAUGCCGCCGCUCCUGCUGCCGCUGUUGCCCCUGCUGCUCGCGUCACUGGACCCGCCAACCAACGACAAGCACCACUGAAGCCCAAGCAACGACAUCUCCAAUCAACCCGACUACAGCCACUUGCUGCUGCCCCAGCUUCCACGGUUGCAGCAUUGCCUUUCGGUCUUCCGUCCUUCUCAAUGCAGCUUCCCAUGUUUACCACCAUGCAACCUGCUGCACUGCCUGCGGUUCAGCAUCCCUCAUUAGCUUCUGCGGCAGCAGCGGCUGCUGAUGCAGCAGCUGUGGCGCAGCAGUGGGGGAUGGCGGCUGCAGCGGCCCACAUCCAAGCGCAGGCAGCAGCACAAGCGCAUGCCCAGGUUCAGGCGCUCAUGCAAGCAGUGGCUGCAUCUGGAGGCACAAGUGCAAAUAACGGCGGUGCUCUGCUCCCAGUCACAUCUCCUACCGGCACAUCGCCUGCGCUCGUGGUUUCUGCCACUUCACCGCAACAGCCAGCACUAGAAGUUGCCCCAGCAGCAAACGGAGCUUCGGCAGUGCCAGAAGCUGUACCAGAGGGAGAAGUGGGGAGGAAACGGAGGCGGCGAGGUGUGGGUCAGGCCAAGGUGGUUUAG